UAUGUGGCCAAUGACUGUGAUGGUUUUUACUGGAUACUGUGAAUGACAAUUCAGGAACUCCUGCUCACACACCGCAUGUAGCGCAAAGAAGGAGGCGUAAACAGUGACAUAGCUAGGUAGCCAGCGAGCUCCGUCAGCAAACACUUUGGAGAAGUUUGACCUAUGGUGAUCACAACAUGAUUCCAUUGAGGAAUUUCUGUAAUGGAGAUGAGCAGCAGCAACAGCGAGUGCUUUGGAUGUGGCCGCUCUGGGCAUUGGGUCAAGCACUGUCCUAAUGCUGGAGGUGGACGUGGACGCGGCAGGGGUCGGGGACGAGGCAAGGAGCUGUUCUGCUAUCGGUGCGGAGACCAAGGACACAUGGCACGGGACUGUGACCAAACUGAGGAUGCGUGCUACAACUGCCACAGGAGUGGUCACAUUUCCCGGGACUGCAAGGAGCCUAAGAAAGAGACGGGAGCAGCUGUGCUACACCUGCGGCAAAGCUGGACAUAUGGCCCGCGACUGUGACCAUGCCAAUGAGCAGAAGUGCUACUCCUGCGGUGGGUUCGGUCACAUCCAGAAACUUUGCGAUAAGGGAAAUGUUACAGGUGUGGUGAGAUUGGUCAUGUUGCUGUGCAUUGCAGUAAAGCCCAGUGAAACUAACUGCUACAACUGCGGAAAGGCAGGCCACCUGGCAAAAUAGUGCACCAUUGAAGCC
Molecule: messenger RNA, 697 nt
Organism: Sphaeramia orbicularis (orbiculate cardinalfish)
Lineage: Eukaryota; Metazoa; Chordata; Actinopteri; Kurtiformes; Apogonidae
Product: cellular nucleic acid-binding protein-like
Exons: 6
Coding region: 275-682 (135 amino acids)
Molecular function (GO): zinc ion binding; nucleic acid binding
Source: RefSeq, a predicted model, not a curated record